UGGUAGGGGCGGCGGCGGCGGAGCGAGGUUCCCUUUGUUCAGCCAUUUCGGGCUCUUCCGCGCUUUUGGGUGCGGAGCUGCGGAGGGAGAGGACCGGCCGCUCCCUCGCCACUCCCCUUCCCCGCCGCCGGGCUCUGGGAUGGUGUGGGCUCCUGGCGGCGUGGGACGCGCACGGGGAAGGCUGACGGCGGCGCCGGCGGGCCCGAGGCAGCCCGGACGGGCGGAGGCGAGCCCGGCACUAGGACCCAGAAGACGCGCGGAGGCUCUGGCAAGAUUACAAAUUGGUCGUGACUCAGUCUCUCGGCGGGUGGCGAAGGGAGCAGGCAGCCAAGAUGGAGUACGAGUGGAAGCCCGACGAGCAGGGGCUCCAGCAGAUCCUGCAGCUGCUGAAGGAAUCGCAGUCCCCGGACACCACCACGCAGAGAGCCGUGCAACAAAAACUAGAACAACUUAAUCAGUAUCCGGAUUUCAACAACUACCUGAUAUUUGUUCUUACGAAGUUGAAGUCUGAAGAUGAACCAACACGUUCCUUGAGUGGUCUCAUCUUGAAGAAUAAUGUAAAAGCACACUUUCACAACUUUCCAAAUGGGGUAACUGACUUCAUCAAAAGUGAAUGUCUGAACAACAUUGGCGAUUCCUCUCCCUUAAUUAGAGCUACUGUAGGUAUUCUGAUAACAACCAUUGCUUCAAAAGGAGAAUUACAGAAUUGGCCUGAACUUUUACCAAAGCUUUGCAGCCUCUUAGAUUCAGAGGACUACAAUACUUGUGAGGGUGCGUUUGGCGCUCUUCAGAAGAUAUGUGAAGAUUCUGCUGAAAUAUUAGAUAGUGAUGUAUUGGACCGACCACUCAAUAUCAUGAUACCUAAAUUCUUACAGUUCUUCAAGCACAGCAGUCCAAAAAUAAGAUCUCACGCUGUUGCAUGUGUCAAUCAAUUUAUCAUCAGUAGAACUCAAGCUCUUAUGAUGCACAUAGAUGCUUUUAUUGAGAAUCUUUUUGCACUGGCUACUGAUGAGGAACCUGAAGUACGCAAAAAUGUUUGCCGUGCUCUGGUAAUGUUGCUGGAAGUUCGAAUGGAUCGCCUUCUUCCUCAUAUGAUUAGUAUAGUUGAGUACAUGCUUCUAAGGACCCAGGACCAAGAUGAAAAUGUGGCUUUGGAGGCCUGUGAAUUUUGGCUGACUUUGGCUGAGCAACCCAUUUGUAAGGAUGUUUUAUGUCGGCAUCUUACUAAGCUGAUACCUGUGCUGGUGAAUGGUAUGAAGUAUUCGGAGAUAGAUAUUAUUUUGCUGAAGGGGGAUGUUGAAGAAGAUGAAGCGAUUCCAGAUAGUGAACAGGACAUAAGACCUCGUUUUCAUCGUUCGCGAACAGUAGCUCAAAAACAUGAAGAAGGUGAUGAUGAUGAUGAUGAUGAUGAAGAUGAUGAUGAUGAAGAUGAUGAUGAUGAUGAUGAUGAAAAUGAUGAUGAUGAUGCUAUUUCUGACUGGAAUUUAAGGAAAUGUUCUGCUGCUGCUCUAGACGUUUUGGCCAAUGUAUUUCGUGAUGAACUUCUGCCACACAUCUUGCCCCUUUUGAAGGAAUUGCUCUUCCAUCCCGAAUGGGUAGUUAAGGAAUCAGGUAUCCUUGUUCUUGGAGCAAUUGCUGAAGGCUGCAUGCAGGGUAUGAUUCCAUAUCUUCCUGAGCUGAUCCCUCACCUUAUUCAGUGCCUCUCUGACAAAAAGGCUCUUGUGCGCUCCAUUACAUGCUGGACUCUUAGUCGCUAUGCACACUGGGUAGUUAGUCAACCCCCAGACACAUACUUGAAGCCAUUAAUGACUGAGUUGCUACAGCGUAUCCUGGAUAGCAACAAGAGAGUACAAGAAGCUGCCUGCAGUGCCUUUGCUACCCUAGAAGAGGAGGCUUGUACAGAGCUUGUUCCUUAUCUUGCAUAUAUACUUGACACUUUGGUCUUCGCAUUUAGUAAAUACCAGCAUAAAAACCUACUUAUUCUUUAUGAUGCUAUAGGAACCCUAGCAGAUUCUGUAGGCCAUCAUCUAAAUAAACCGGAAUAUAUUCAGAUGCUAAUGCCCCCAUUAAUCCACAAGUGGAACAUGUUGAAGGAUGAAGAUAAAGAUCUCUUUCCUUUAUUAGAGUGCCUGUCGUCAGUUGCUACUGCCUUGCAAUCUGGCUUUCUUCCAUACUGUGAACCUGUGUACCAGCGUUGUGUAAAUCUAGUGCAAAAGACCCUUGCACAAGCCAUGUUGCACAAUGCUCAACCAGACCAAUAUGAGGCUCCAGAUAAGGACUUCAUGAUUGUGGCUCUUGAUUUACUCAGUGGUUUAGCUGAAGGUCUUGGUGGCAACAUUGAGCAGCUGGUGGCUCGGAGCAAUAUCCUGACACUGAUGUACCAGUGCAUGCAGGAUAAAAUGCCUGAAGUACGACAGAGUUCUUUUGCGCUGUUAGGUGAUCUGACAAAGGCAUGUUUUCAGCAUGUUAAGCCUUGCAUUGCUGAUUUCAUGCCCAUUUUGGGAACCAACCUAAACCCUGAAUUCAUUUCUGUGUGUAACAAUGCUACCUGGGCAAUUGGAGAAAUCUCCAUUCAGAUGGGUAUAGAGAUGCAGCCUUAUAUUCCAAUGGUGUUGCACCAGCUUGUAGAAAUAAUUAACAGACCCAACACACCAAAGACAUUGUUAGAGAACACAGCAAUAACAAUUGGUCGUCUUGGUUACGUUUGUCCUCAAGAGGUGGCCCCCAUGCUACAGCAGUUUAUAAGACCCUGGUGCACCUCUCUCCGGAACAUAAGAGACAAUGAGGAAAAGGACUCGGCAUUCCGUGGGAUAUGUACCAUGAUUACAGUCAACCCCAAUGGCGUAUUCCAAGACUUUAUUUUUUUUUGUGAUGCUGUUGCAUCGUGGAUUAGCCCAAAAGAUGAUCUCCGAGACAUGUUCUGUAAGAUUCUUCAUGGGUUUAAAAAUCAAGUUGGGGAUGAGAAUUGGAGGCGUUUCUCAGACCAGUUUCCUCUUCCCUUAAAAGAGCGCCUUGCAGCUUACUAUGGAGUUUAACCUCAUGCAUUGUAGCUGCAGUCCCAUAAUUAGAGGUCCUUCAGUCUGGGAGACUAUGAGGGAGCCUCUGCACCCAGGGAAAAUGUUACCCUUUACUGGGGGGAAGGGUGAACCAGUAGGGAAUACAGUACAAUCCCAACCCUACUGGGAGGGGCGGGAGGGAGGUGUUGCCGUCACUGUAUUAAGUCGAUGUUGGGAAAUGUUUUAACAUCUGGAGCCUUUGUGGGUGGAAAUCUGUCUCCUAUUACAACUCUGCACUGGAUGUGAAGAAGAAAAAAAAGAAUCUUUUCACAAAACAGCACAUUCUGGAAUAUUGUGGGGAUUUGUACCAAAA
This is a messenger RNA of Coturnix japonica (Japanese quail), 3369 nucleotides long. It is a transcript of the gene TNPO1, whose product is annotated as transportin 1. Gene Ontology annotation, biological process: protein import into nucleus. The record is from RefSeq and is a predicted model, not a curated record. Gene Ontology annotation, molecular function: small GTPase binding. Lineage: Eukaryota; Metazoa; Chordata; Aves; Galliformes; Phasianidae.